Molecule: messenger RNA, 354 nt
Organism: Parnassius mnemosyne (clouded apollo)
Lineage: Eukaryota; Metazoa; Arthropoda; Insecta; Lepidoptera; Papilionidae
Source: the annotation of a GenBank genome assembly
AUGGUUGACUCUAGAAGAGUAGUCAGUUAUGAAGAUAUGCUGAAAGUUAUUCAUCAGCCGGAGAAAGUCAUUAUUGAUGUAAGAAAUGUUGAAGAAAUAAAUGCUACUGGAAAGAUACCCUCAAGCAUAAAUAUCCCAUUGGGUGAAGUACAAAACACCUUGGAGUCAAUGUCAGAAGAGGAUUUUAAAAAGCAAUUUCAACGUAGGAAACCAUCUACGUCCGAUGAGUUGAUCUUCUAUUGUCAAUCAGGGCGACGAUCUUCUGAAGCCCUCGACAAAGCGCUGAAACUUGGGUAUUCAAAUUCCAAGACAUACCUAGGCAGCUGGAAUGACUGGUCUAAGAGGCAACGUUAA